AUGGAUGCGUUAACAAACAUACUCCUCAUUCCACAAUUAUCCGGUGAAGAUGUUGAUGAGAACACAAAGAGAUCCUUAUUAAAGGCUCACAAUUCUGCAUUGGUAGAAUUGGUGAAGAACAUAUCUUGUCCCAUAUGCCAGGACGUUCCAACACAACCUUACAUGUUGCCACUCUGUGGACACAGCUUUUGUUAUUCAUGCAUCAAGUACUGGUUUCAGUGUAAUCCGUCGUGUCCAGUAUGUAGAAUGGCCAUUGGUGAAAAUAAACCUGUGGUGAACCACUCUUUGAAGAGAGUCAUUGAUUUGACUUUGGAAAAAGUCAAGCAUCUGGAAGAAAUGGUUGUUCACGAUCAAGAAGAAAUUGAUAAAAACCUAGACGCAUGGUAUAGGGAGAAAAACGAAGAGUUUGAAAGUGACAAGGCAAGCGAUUUCCCAUGGUUGAAGAAAAUUGCUUCAAAUUGGGGGAGAGCUGUUGUUGACGAUGAGGAUGGUGUCCCCAGAUGUUCUGCAUGCCACUGGGAACUAAUUGAUGGUCAUUGUGAAAACUGUGGCAGACAAAUGGUGGGGUGGCAAUCGAGAACUGAUGGCGAUGAAUUGGAUGAUGACAUUGAUGAAGAUGAUGAGGAUGAAGAUGAAGAUCUCGUGGGUCCCUCGAUGAAUGUCAGAGAAUCUCUGAAUUCAGAAGACGAGGAUUGGAAUGAAUAUGAUAAUGGAUUGAGAGAUAUGAGGGGUUCUGUUGUGCAAAUAGAAGCGGAAGAGAGUGAGGAGGAUGAAACUGAUACACCCAGAAGUCACAGCCAAAAAGAUGAUCCAUAUGCUUUCAAUAGUUAUGAAAGCGAUGACGGAUUUGUUGUUGAUGAUGAUGAUGAUGAGGAGGAGGAUAUUGCUGAUGAAGAGCUUGAUGACAGUGAAGACAACAACGAAUACCUGAAUACUUCAGACGUUGAAAUCGUAGACGAGGGUAUGGUUUCUGGAGAUGAAGAUAUUAUUAGAAGAGGAAGGAGUAAUAGGGGAGCAAUUGACUUCGACUCUCAAUCAGAGGAGAAUGAGUUUGAUGAAAAACUGAUUACGAAGAGAAGAAAACCUGUGGUUUUAAAUUCUGAUGAUUCUGAGCAUGACAGCAUUGAUCUGUCUCAUGACUCGGAUGAUGAUUUCGUGAAAACUUUAAAAGAAGGAAGGAACAAAAAAGUGGAGGACUCAGACAGUACAGAAGAUGGCAACUACGAAGAGGAUGAUUUGAUAGUAGACCUGUCUACUAAAAAACAUAAUCAUAGCAACGAGGGGAAAAAAAGAAAGCAUAACAACAAGAGGAAGCCCAAGCAUAAACAUCACAAACACAAGAAAAGCAAGAAUUCUUGA
Messenger RNA from Pichia kudriavzevii, 1359 nucleotides. RefSeq lists its product as uncharacterized. The record is from RefSeq and is a predicted model, not a curated record. Gene Ontology annotation, biological process: protein ubiquitination. Gene Ontology annotation, molecular function: ubiquitin-protein transferase activity. The transcript has a single exon. NCBI's taxonomy places the organism in Eukaryota, Fungi, Ascomycota, Pichiomycetes, Pichiales, Pichiaceae. Bases 1 to 1359 code for a protein of 452 amino acids.